Pisolithus orientalis is the source of this 866-nucleotide messenger RNA. RefSeq lists its product as uncharacterized. The record is from RefSeq and is a predicted model, not a curated record. The coding region runs from base 148 to 561 and encodes 137 amino acids. Lineage: Eukaryota; Fungi; Basidiomycota; Agaricomycetes; Boletales; Pisolithaceae. The transcript has 9 exons.
AGUGGUUGGUGACCGCUCCGAUUUAUAUAUAUAUAUUGCGCUCGCAAGCUACUUCUGACAAUACUUCAACAGGUUUUGGCAUAGGUUUGUGCUUUGCUUCCACUACGAAAGACCUAUUGUAACGACAAAGCAGUGACAGUUUCUGCAAUGUUCAUCGAUAAAUUGACAAGCGUCCUUUCGCAGACUAGGUUUUACUCCGUGACACCUGCGGCGGCCACCGUUGCAUUAGCUGAGGUUCUGAUCACGGUGUCACUUUGUGUACUUUUCUAUGACAGUGGCUCUAGUUCUGCGUUCCCAAGAACGAAACGUCUCUUCCACAUGCUUAUCAUAUAUGCUGUUAACAGGUGCUUGUUGACGUUACUGGUUGUCAUUGCGGAGCUCAGUGUGAACGUCGAUCAACAAGAUGCAUGGGCGAUGGGAUUGAAUUUCAUCGUUGGAAAGCUAUAUGCCAACUCGCUUCUAGCAUCGCUGAACACCCGGCAAUACCUUCGAUCCCAGGCUUCGGGUACCCUGUCCGAUCUACCUCCAGUACUGUCCACUUCACAAACCUGCCCGGCGUAGAGAGUUCAAAGAACGGAGCAAGGCGGUUCUGCGUAUGCGAAAGGCCUGUCUUCGAGGUUACCACGCACCCAACACUCGAUAAUGCUGCUGCGUCGCGGAGAGGGGCGGAAGUGCGAUACUAGUGGUCUCAUCCACCAUCUGCCCUUCUUCGCUGUAGGGUCAACCGGCGUGAUGCUGAUAUGAAAUAUCACUCCUAUGCACGAUCCCCUUCUUGCCUCGUGUGGCUAAAGGCUUCCAAUAUACGGUACAUGUACUUCGUCUUUAUGUUGUCUCUUCUUUUCCCCUCUUUCCUCUCACUUGCUCUG